Molecule: messenger RNA, 4669 nt
Organism: Neogale vison (American mink)
Lineage: Eukaryota; Metazoa; Chordata; Mammalia; Carnivora; Mustelidae
Gene: ENDOD1
Product: endonuclease domain containing 1
Exons: 2
Coding region: 125-1627 (500 amino acids)
Molecular function (GO): nucleic acid binding; hydrolase activity; metal ion binding
Source: RefSeq, a predicted model, not a curated record
CCCGCCGCGCCGCGCCCGCGCCCGGGUCCCGACUUCCCCUCGCGACUUCCCAGCCCGCACAGCCCGCGCGCCCCCACCCCCGGCCGGCCGCCGCUCGGCCCCCGCCGCGCCCGCAGAGGCCGCCAUGCGGCCCGCGCGCUGGAUCGCGCUGGGCAGCCUCCUCGCCCUGGCCGGGCUGCUAGAAGGCCGGCUCGUGGGCGAGGAGGAAGCCGGCUUCGGCGAAUGCGACCGGUUCUUCUACGCCGGGACACCGCCUGCGGGGCUGGCGGCCGAGGCCCACGUGAAGAUCUGUCAGCGCUUCGAGGGCGCCGAGCGCUUCGCCACCCUGUACAGCCGCCGGGACCGCAUCCCCGUGUACUCGGCGUUCCGCGCCGCGCGCCCCGCGGCUGCCGGCGCCGAGCCCCGCUGGCUGGUGGAGCCGCAGAUCGAUGACCCCACCAGCCACCUCGAGGAGGCGAGUGAUGAGGCUGAUGCCCUCACCUCUGUGAACAGCCUGGGAAGCCAGCAGGCCCUCAGCACAGAUUACUUGGACUCCGAUGACCAAAGCGGACAGGUGUACCCGGUUUCCCUUAGCGAUGAUUUCCAAGUGGCUACGUUCGCGCUCACAAACGCAGCUCCCAUGGCCCCGUCCUUCCGCGAGCGGUGGUACCGGGAUCUGCGCAGCCUGAUGGAGCGGGCCCUGACCCCGCAGUGCGGCGGCGGGGCGGACCUGUAUCUCCUUGCCGGCGCCGUGCCCUCCCGCCGCAAGGUCAAGGACAGAGUGGCCAUCCCCGCGUUCGUCUGGCUGGCCGCCUGCUGCGCCGCGCCCGGGGCCGGCUGGGCCAUGGGCUUCGUCCAGCACGCGCGCGACGGUGACAUCAUAGAGGACGUGAUGGUGCCCGAGCUCGAGAAACUGCUUCCGUCCAGCCCCCGGCUGUUCCAGGACAACUGCGGCGAGGCCCAACAGGACACGGAGAGAAUGAAAAAAAUCCUGGAAGUGGUUAACCAAGUCCAGGACGAAGAGCGAACGGUGCAGACCAAAGAGGACGCUCGUCCUCUCUCCGGCCCCCAGGGCCAGGGCUCCGCGCCGCUGCCUCCGGAGCCGGCUGAGGAGGGGAGGGGCCUUCUGGGCAAGCUGAUGGGCCUCCUCGCCACCCCCGUCAUCAAGCUUUUCCAACUACUUUAUUACGUUGCCGUGGGCGUCCUGAAGAACAUUAUGUACGUCCUGUGGUUUGUUACCAAGCAAGUGUGUAACGGCAUAGAAAGUUGCCUUUACCGCUUGGGUUCAGCCACCAUCUCCUACUUCUUGGCCAUCGGGGAAGAGUUGGCCAGCAUUCCCUGGAAGGUACUCAAAGUCACCGUCAAAAUCAUCAGGGCCGUUCUCCGGAUCCUUUGUUGUCUGCUGAAGGCUGUUUGCCGCAUUCUGGGCAUUCCGGUCCGAAUCCUCGUAGACGUGGCCACUUUCCCCAUGCACACCAUAGGCGCGGUUCCACUUGUGUGCAAGGACAUCGCCAUGGGCCUGGGCGGCACCCUCUCUCUGCUCUUUGAUGCUGCUUUUGGCACUAUGGGGAGCCUGUUUCAGGUUAUUUUUAGUAUCUGCAAGAGGAUUGGCUACCGGGUUACUUUUGACAAUUCAGGGGAGUUAUAGAACUCAAAAACACUAGCAGGGUCCAGUUACAUUGAAUUUGAUUUUUUUUUUUAAUAGAGAAAGCUGGAAUAUUUUGUCUUUACAAUGGGUUUCUGUUUGCUCUCAAUUACAUUAUAUCUUGGCCUGUGGUAGGGGUAUUUGCAUGUUUUGCAAAGGAAGAUGGUAUAAUUUAGACUUGACCAAAGAGAGAUGUUGAGAAUGGGAUUAUGGGUAGGUAGAUCAUCUAUGAGAUAUGGGCAAACUUCCAAACCAUUAGAAUCUUCCUUCACUCUGCUGCUAGAUGGACCACUUGAGAUACUCUGGUGUUCAUUUGUAAUAACUAGGAAUUACAGAGAAGGGAAGAAUUAGGAAGGAGACAACCUUAACCCAAAGAAUUUCUGAGAGAGUGGGGUGUGAAUCUUGUUUCUGUUAUGAGGUGUGAGGUACAACUUAUAUAAUGUUGCUGGUCGAUUUGUUUUCAUUUGCUUCUCUUUCUUUCUAACUCAGGUGACCUUGGUGAAGUGCAGACAUGCUUUCUUGUUAAAAUAACUUUCUUAGGGACAAAGAUUUGCUAAUAUCCCUGAGCUUUCCAUGGCUUUGAAGGACGUGUAAGUUUUCAUGUUUUUUGUUUUUGUUUGUGUGUGUGUGUGUGUUUAGUUUUUUUUUUUUCCCCUCCCAAGAUGAGUUUUGCUGCAUUUUUUUUAAGGUAAUGAUAAGCAUUUUGUGUUAAAUGUGGCAUAACAAAGUUUGAAUGCAAGGGCGAAAAUUGUUUGCCCUUUGAACAGUGUAGCACAGUCCUCUGGGGCAUAAAGAGGAGAGUACAAGGGUCAGAACCCUGCUCUGAGUAGGUGGUGUAGGUUUGAGAAUCCUUAGCUAAGCUUGGAUUAACUUGACGUAGAUUAAGUCUCUGGCUGACAAGAAUGAGCUCAAAGACUGAUAUGUUAGCCAAUAGGAAAAUUUGUACUCUCCAGCAUUCUAGGUCAGUCUUUGUUAUGCAUCAGACAAGUACUCAUUAUAGUAAAAUACUCUGACCUCUAUCCUUAAAUGAUUGUUUUGGUAUAAAUGUAUACAGAAGAGCCACAGAAGAAGAAAACAACUAUUCUAUCCAUUUCAGAAAAAAAUAAACAACCCAUAUCCAUAUAUAAGUUUAUGUAAGCAUAAACUUGAUUAAGAAUCACCGUGUCUUAGGAAAUUCAUUUUAUAGUGUGUUUGAGGCUAGAAAACACAACGCUCCCAUUAAUGCAAUUUUGAUUUGGGAGCUAAUCUGAUCAAGCACUCAUCAUUUUAAAUCUUGUCCUAAAGGAGAAAGCAGCAUCUUCCAAACUGCUCUGCCUUCCACAGCUGAGAUGGAAUCAUCUGGAUUUUUCUGAACAUUUUAAAGAGUUGCCAUGAGGUAGAAAUGGGCCAAAUGUAAAAUACUGACAUUGGGGUGUAGAGUACCAUUCAUCUGAUAGUUAGUUGUAAACACCUGGGAUCCAGAAGGCAACAAGGAGGGAAUAAUGGAGAGAAACAAUACUUCCAGAAGGUAGGUAGAUCAGAAAUGUGAGUGUAGUGAGUUCCAUUUUGGAGAAAAGGAACUGAAUCACACCCAGAGUAGAUCAGUUGGUGAGACAGUGUUGGGGAUUAUGAACACCAGACUGUUCCAUGGUAGGGGGUAUCACACUAGACUUAUUCAAGAAUCUUAAGCAGCAUUUUAGCAACACUUCUGUUUGUGAGUGUGAGACUCUGUAGUGGGCCUCCCUUCAUUUCAGCCGUGUGGAGGUACAUGGAAGGGUGAGGGUUUGCCUUGGUACUGUGGGUCAAGAAUCCUAGGGGAUGAAAGGAAGGGAAUCUUUGAAGCCACCAGAUAGAUGGUCUGGCCAAAUCUUCAACUGAUAAAGAAACGGAGGCACAGGGAGGCACCAGGCUUGUCUUUAGUGUCUCUGCUGGCUCGUGGCAGAUCAGGAGCCAACGUCUUUCCCACAUGUCCCAUCGCACCUGGGAUGUCAGAUACGGCGGUGUGUGUGUCAGUACUCAGCUGCCUCCCUGGGUUUUUUCCAUCAUCCAACCAACAGAGCCCAAGCCCUGGCUCAUCAAUCGGAUGGAUUGAGCCUAUGGGAUGAAACCGUCAGCCGUCCAUGCACAGCACCAUGCUUCCUGCCCCCCCAAAGAAUGUUUGUUCCCUCACAGUAUGUAUUUGUAUACUGAUAGGCCCAGAGAGGACAUCUAUGGAAGCUUGAACCCCUUGGCACCAGGCAAGGAACAGGGGCAUCCAAACCGCCUCUUGAGAGCCAUUUGGAAAAGCCUUCUUUUCACUUCUAGUUGUUUAGUGUCUUAUUUAUUUUUGUGUGGUCUUUUGUGAAAUCUGGGAACGGAUAAUAAGGCAAAAUAAACCCUUAGGGUGAGGUAGCUGAGCCUGAUUUAUGGGCACUGACACCAGCAGGUGGCUGGAUGGUCCUCCCAAGCUGCUUUGAGCUUUGAGGUGAGAAUUUGGAUUGAUGACCCCUGUCUUUAGCUUGGAAGAUUUUUCUGUCACUCUGUUAUGUUCUUGGGCCCUGGGGAAGUCAGCUCUUCAUUAUUAUGGAGCUAAUUUCUAGUCUGUGGAUGAGCCACACCUUUGGCCCCCUCCCCUCUUUUCCAUUGUGCCUUUUGAAUGUUGGCUUCUCACUCCCCAUCAGCACUUCUACCUACAUGCAGACUAGGGAGUUGGGAGAAGGACCUAGAAUGAAGCACUCACCAUUCCGUCGGUCAUUCAUCUGUCAAACAUGGAUCCCAUCCAAGAUUCAAAACCUUAAUUUGAACAUGAAGUUUGCAGAGACCAGCAAUACAUGGACCCCGUCUUGGAGGAGUCCAGAAACCUAGUGGAGCGGACCCACGGUGCCGUUGACCGCUGAAACACAGUGUAGGAGUGCUGCAGAAUCCGUUCCAGCACGUGCUCCCUGGAGCACAGGAACAAAGCCCACAAGACCAUGGAAAUGAGGGAAGCCUUAACAGAGGGUGUGACAAAAGUCACCUUGACAUUUUCAGGCUAUGUACAAUGCUGUGCACCUUGCAAUGCUCAAUAAAGUAAUCAUUGACAACUCA